This is a messenger RNA of Symbiodinium pilosum, 3177 nucleotides long. The record is from the annotation of a GenBank genome assembly. NCBI's taxonomy places the organism in Eukaryota, Dinophyceae, Suessiales, Symbiodiniaceae.
AUGGCUGCUGUCUCGGUGAUCCUGAUCGCUGUUGUCCGUGUCUUCCUUCAAAAACACGCCCGGGACAUCGCUCGGCGCACGGCACGGAACAUCCAGGAACGCGCCAGAUCCGCCUUGCUGUUCGCCGCUGUGGCGCGAUCGCCUUCGGAGAGCUUUCCCUCGUCCGGGGCCUUUGCCGCGCAUGUCGUCGACCAGGUUGAUCUGCUGGGUCCCUACUAUCGAAACUUCAUGCCGCAAUACAUGCGGCUGAAGCUUGUCCCGAUCGGUAUCGUCCUGAUCACGGCCUGGUUCAGCUGGCUUGCGGCCUUGAUCCUGCUUGUCUGUGGCCCGGUGAUACCGGUGUUCAUGGCGUUGAUCGGGUCCCGCGCAAAGGCAGCGAGCGAGGAACAGCAGGAGGAACUGACGCGUCUCAGCGGCUUGUUGCUUGACCGGAUCAGGGGACUUGAAACGCUGACAGUAUUCGGUGCGCUAGACCGCACCAGGUCAGAUAUCCAUGACGCGGGAGAACGCUUCAGGCUGGGUACGAUGAAGGUCCUGAAGGUGGCCUUUCUGUCUUCAACGGUGCUGGAACUCUUUUCCGCGCUCGGUAUUGCCUUUUCUGCGGUUUAUGUGGGUUUCACCCUGCUGGGCGACCUCGAUAUCGGCACUUGGGGAACGCCUCUCGGAUAUGCCGGCGGCCUGUUUGUUCUCCUGCUUGCACCGGAGUUCUUUGCUCCUCUGCGCGCCUUUUCCGCCGCCUAUCACGACCGCGCAGCCGGGAUCGCAGCGUCCCGAAAGUUGUCUGAACUUCUUGCUGACAUGCAAACCGGCAGUCCCGCAGAAAUUCGGACGAGCAACGGCACACAGGAAAGCGGGACAGGGCAGGGCUCACGAAAUCUGUUCGGUCCACCUGCAAUUUCAUUCAGUAACCUGUCGAUCACCCUUUCAGGCAGACCGGUAUUCGAUCGAUUCACGUUUAGCAUCGCAUCAGCCGAAACCGUUUUGCUUGCAGGCAAAAGCGGGCGCGGAAAAUCGACACUUCUCGACUGCGUUCUCGGAUUCCGGACACCGGAUACGGGGCAGGUGCUGCUUGACGGAACCGAUGUGCACUUAUUGGCAAGGGAGCUUCGGUCGAGCGUCAUGUGGCUCGCACAAGCGCCAAGACUGUUCCAUGGCUCCGUCAAGGCGAACCUGCUCAAGGGGCAUUCAAGCCCGGACACGAUCACUUCGGACGAGAUCUGGGACGCGUUGCGCCUGGCAGGAGCGGAAGACCUCGUCAGGCGGUUGCCGCAGGGGCUCUCGACCCAGAUCGGAGAAAACGGCUUCGGUCUGUCCGUCGGGGAGAUCCGGCGCAUCGCACUGGCACGCGCAGCAUUGCGGACCGAUGCCGGGCUGCUUCUCGCCGAUGAACCGACGGCCGGUCUAGACAGGGAGACCGCCGCCGAUGUCGUCAAUGGCCUGCAACGCCUGGCAAAGGGCAGAACAACGCUCGUUGCCUCGCAUGAUGCUGCAGUUCUGGGGUUGCCCGGCCGUUUGCUUGACCUGGACAAGGUUGGCGCCCGUGAACUGGAGACGGCAAAGCGUCAGGCCAAGUAUGACCGUUUUCAUUUCUGGAUCGGUAUCCUUGUCGCCGUGUUGCCUGCAGCUGCCGGCAUCCUGCUCCUGGGUGUUUCCGGGUGGUUCAUCACGGCAGCAGCGAUCGCCGGUCUGAGCGGAGCGUUCCUCAACAUAUUCGCGCCAAGCGCAAUUAUCCGUGCCCUCGCGAUUGUCAGGACUGCAGGUCGCUAUGGCGAGCGUCUGCUUACCCACGACGCGACCUUUCGCUUCCUGAGCGAUCUCCGUGACCGGCUGUUCGCGCUCCAUUCUUCGACAGCACUGCAGGGUCGCCGGUCCGGUAUGCUGCUGAACCGCUUGACGGCGGACAUUGCGGCGCUUGAUGCGAUUUACCUUCGUCUCGUUGUUCCUGGCGCGGUCGCGGUGGUCAUUCUGAUCUGUCUUCUCGCGUUUUGGGCUUCUGUUUCGGCACCGGUGUUCCUGGUGGGUCUCGUGUUCGUUCUGGCGUGGACCCUUUUGGCAUUCCGUUCGUUUGCGCGGCCCGACAACAACAGCGCGCGCCGCGCCGACGCCGCGUCCGAAGCAAUGCGACUGCGUGCAGCGGAUAUGGCGGCGGGCCGGCGGGAUCUUGCAGUUUAUGGCGGGAUGGACGCGGCAGCUGACGACAUCGUUGAUGCCGGCCACCGGCUUGAGCAGGCCGAAGACCUUCUCGAAGGGCGGGCCGAGACAACAUCAGCGGUCUCAAACCUCGUCGGGCAGACCUUUCUGGCGACUAUGCUGACGGUUUGCGUGCUCGGUGUUGAGGACGGUUCCAUCGGCGUUGCUUUCGCGGUCGGUCUCGUGCUCGUCGUGAUAGCACUGCCGGAAAUCAUCUCGAUGAUGCUUGCCGGACUUGAAAACCUGCCUCGCAUGUCGUUGGCCGCCGGGCGUGCCACUAGAGCUGGAGAGGCUCCGUCGGGCAGCGGCAAGGCGCAAACAGAUAUCGAAGAUCCGAAGCUGUGCACCGCAAGCGUUUUGCGUUUUCACGGGGUUUCCUAUCGCUAUGAAGGUGCCGCUAAGAACGUUUUGGACGGUUUGUCGUUUGAAAUUGGUCCUGGCGAGAUCGUCGCCAUUGCCGGGCGCAGCGGGUGCGGCAAAAGCACCAUUGCCGCGCUUGCGGCCCGGCUUAUCGGGCCGCGCGACGGGUACAUUCUGCUGAAUGGGCGUCCGGUCGAUGAUUACCGGGAAGACGAACUUCGCCGCACGGUUACGGUCGUCAGCCAGCGCCCGUAUCUGUUCAACGACACGCUCGCGGCGAACUUGCACCUGGCCGACCCUCGGGCAACUGACGCGGAGCUUUGGAAUGCGCUGGAGCAAUCCGCGCUGGCAGAACGCAUUGCCGCCGGCAGAAACGGACUGUCCGCCGUUCUCGGAGAAGGCGGGCUGGGAUUGUCCGGUGGGGAACAGCGCAGACUUGCGCUUGCCCGCGCAUUCCUCACCCGGCCUGCUCUUUUCGUUCUGGACGAAAUGACGGAAGGUCUCGACGAGGGAACCGCAGGAGAUGUUCUCGGCAGGUUUCUGGAAUACCGGGGGAAAUCGGCCGUGUUGAUGAUCGCGCACAAACAGCGCGAACUGGAUGCCGCCGAUCGUGUUCUGCACUUGUAA